GUUUCCUCUAUAGUUACGCCACUGUGUGUAUCUAUAUAUUAAUUCAUUUUCAUUGUAUUCAUCUAAUUGUAAUGUCUCAACUAAUGGUAUUUAUUCCUUACAGGACCCAGUGAUCAGAAGGCAGAUUGUACUACAUCCGAUUCUAUGAAACAAUUAGUUUUAGAGAUCCCUAAACCGUAUAUCCGUUUGGCUGGAGCAUGCAUUAGUUUGUUGAUAAUUGGACUUCUGGCAUUAAGCAUUCGUUUCUGCAACAAGCAUGUGAAAGAAUUAAAAAAACGUGAGGAAGAGGUGCGGAGUCUUCAAGUAGUUGUACCAGGAGUAAAAAUACACAUAGGAGAAGAAGGGAACUCUAAGGAAAAUGAAGUGACUCCUAAUAAAGAAAAUAACAAUAAAGUGGGAGAAAUAUCAGAAUCUGCUACAAUAACGGAUGUCCCUCAAGAGAACUGUGCUGAAACAGAUAAAGAGAUUAUAGAUGUUGAAUCACAGCACAUGAACGAAGACACCACUACAAAACAAAAAAAGAAAAAAUGGAGGAAAUAUCUUCCUUUUACUAAAAAAACCAAUCCACCUCCUGAGAACGGUGUGGAAACAGAUAAAGAGCUAAAGGAAAGUGGGAAGAAACGACUAAAACUACUAAAACUACUAAAAGUAGUAAAACCACGAAAACCAGAAUUAUCAGUGGAAGCAGAUGAACAGAACAAGAAAGUUCAUGAAACGCAAGUAGAGGAAGUUGAUCAGAAGAAGAAGAAAAAAAGAAUAUGGAAAUGGAAAUGGAAAAAGAAAAGGGCAGAAAUGACACUUCUCCCGAGAUAAAAACCAAAGUCGAAGGAGGAGUUCAAAAUAAAAAAUGGAAUAACGGCAGCCCUUUCCUUGUGAGGCAAUUAUGGGCGACCCGAAAACGAUUUACAUUUUGGCCGGCGGAAGGCAGAGGAAGACAGAUCGGGGAGAUUAUUGUUGCAGAUCUUCUGCCUUGGAUUGCUCUCCUCACUUUACUAGUUCUAUGUUGCUGAAGACUUGCGGUGAAGUCUAAGAGGAAAGAAGCACCAUUGCACUAAAACAACUGGGCAGUGCACUGAAGUAAUCCUGUGAAGAGGAGAUUUGUCACCUGGCGACUAAUAUCCCCGAAUCUGCCCGUGUGGCCAGACCCUUAGAAUCAGUGUGACCUUUAAACAUUGAUAACGUUAUAAUGUUUUUUUUUCCCUUGUUUAUAUUGUUAAAAAA
Xenopus laevis (African clawed frog) is the source of this 1221-nucleotide messenger RNA. RefSeq lists its product as uncharacterized. The record is from RefSeq and is a predicted model, not a curated record. The transcript is spliced from 6 exons. NCBI's taxonomy places the organism in Eukaryota, Metazoa, Chordata, Amphibia, Anura, Pipidae. Bases 145 to 813 code for a protein of 222 amino acids.